AGGCGAGUCGCGGAGGUGGCGAGAUAGCGCGCGGGGGGGCGGGGGCGGGGGCCGACGGACACAAAGGAGCGGCCGGCCGCGGACGCGGGCCGCGAGCCCGGUGGCCUUAUCAUCCACACAGUCGCCUCGCGCGGACCGCGACGCACGCAGCGCGACGAACUCGCGCCCGCUCGCUCUCGGCACUCUCGUGAUCCACGGUUCUGUGAAACACUAACUGAAACUUGUGUCGCGCAUUGCGCAUCUGUGCUAUAUUUUUAUUGGUGGAGUUCCCCAUUCACGGCUGUUUGUUAUAUUCGCAAAACGGCUGAGCUGUCAAAAACUGUAAACACAACACACGUGCCGCCGGCUCGCAAAAAGCGCGAAGCCAAAAUGGCGACGAAGGGCAAGCGUCCAAUGCGCGCCCUGACGCCCGGCGACAAGAUAGAGGCCAUCCAGCGCGUCAACGACGGCGAGUCCAAGGCGUCGGUCGCGCGCGACAUCGGCGUGCCCGAGUCCACGCUGCGCGGCUGGUGCAAGAACGAGGACAAGCUGCGCUACAUGACGUCACGCUUAUCCUCGCCCGACACCGACAAGAGCAACGACGGCGAGCCGCCCGACAAGCGCGCGCGCACCGAGUCGCCCGUCGCGCCGCCGCGCUCGCCAACAGCCGGCCUCGACCUCACCACGCCCGCGCCCGCACCCCUCGCCCCGCCCGCGCCCCUCGCGCUCGCCACGCCGCCCGCCGACGCGCCCGUGGAGCUCACCACCAAGCGCGCCGAGCCCUCCCCGCCCGCGCACGCGGCCCGCGAGCGCCGCCCCGACCCCGGCGCCAGCGUCUCCAUGAGCGCCAUCAGCCCCCUGUCCGGCCUCGCGCACCUGCCCGGCCUCGCGCACUCCCACCUCGGCCUCAGCUUCAACGAGAUCGCCACCAACUUGACGCUCCUCGCCCAGCUCAACCCCGGCCUCUCCGCGCUUUCGGCGCAGCCCGCGAGCCGCGCCCUUCGUUCCGUUCGCUCCCCGAAACCCGCGCACAAUGGAGUCCUCAACUUAAACGAGACCAGCAAACACCGGAGCAAGUCGCACCACUCGGAUCCGUAUUCUCGGAGUUCGUCGAAAUCGAGCCAUCAUCACACGUCAUCGUCGGCCGCCAGCCAACCGGUCGACGACACGCUAUGGUACUGGCUCAAGACGCAGCAGGCGAUGCUCGACCUGACGGCCCAGACGACGACGGCGCACUCGCUGCAACUCGGAAAGACCGACCCUAGCAUACCGCCGAAACCGGUGGCGCCCGCUGCCCCGAUCAACUCUCACCUCGAUUACAAUAGGAAUUCCUGGUUGUGGCAAUACUACAAACAGUUCGGUGGGGCGAUGCCUCUUCCGGACGACAAGUUGAAGUCCGCAGCUCAGGUGCCGAAAGAGAAGGCGCCCGAAAAUAUCCUGUACUCUCAUCUGACCAAAGGAAAACCCGACGAGGAGAGGAGUGCGACGAGCCCGGCGCAGACGACGCCGACGUCGCAGCACCACGAGGAGGUGCGCGAGCACAGGGAACACAACGCACAACGGGUGUCUGAACCGGCCGCGAGCCCCGAGCUCGGCUCCGAGAACAAGGAGCCGCCGGCGGAGAAGAGCCACGACUCGCGCAGCCACACGAAAGCGCGGACGGUGCUCGACAACCUGCUGUUCAACAACAACAACCAGACGGCGAGCAAGGAGACGACGAGCCUGGAGGCGACGCACGGCGAGUGGGAGGCGGGCUCGGCGGAGGCGCUGGAGCACGGCGACAAGUUCCUGGCGUGGCUGGAGGCCAGCGGCGACCCCAGCGUGACGCGCAUGCACGUGCACCAGCUGCGCGCGCUGCUGCACAACCUGCGCGCGCGCCGCGCCCCCUCCGCCGCGCUGCCCGCCGCCGGCGCCGACCUCUCGCGCCGCAAGUAGGCGCAGCACCGACCUACAGGGAUACUUCAAUUAUGUACAUAGUUACGUCGUCGCCAGUAAGCGUUCACUUGUGAUAUGUGUAGCCAAAUUUGCGUAAUUUCUUUGUUCUAAAAGGAAAGCUAUGCAUUAUUUUCCUUUAGUUUUAAGACUUAAUAGUUGUAAGUACGUGAACUCCGGCGCCGUUUCUGGGCUGACCGACAGCGCUUCGUUAGCCGACCCCUCUCCGAGUCUAUAAACUUGAUGUUAAGCUGUAAGAUUGAAUGUUACUGAUCUGCUCGACUUCCUUUCUUGCACAUUGUUACGUGUUUAGAUUUAGUAGUACAGCUGUAUGUUGCCAUUUGACGAUUACAUUCCUAGUUGUACCCGUGGUAUAGUUUAUAGUCGGAUCCCUAUGUUCUACCUCAAGUCAAAACUAAUACUAAGUCACGGCGUCCUUUCAAGCUGUGGACGAGCCGCCCGCGCUGGCGUGGCGGGCGGGCUCGAGAGUCGCGAUACCAAAUAUUGAAAGGAUGCGAGCGUAUUCGUUGUGCCAAGUACGAACAAGGUAAUAAUUGUUAAGAUAUAGAUGACUCUAUUGCGUUAGCGCUAGGCACUCGUUGUGUAAUUGUUUUCUAUUGCUCAGUAUUUUAUAUAUUGUAGACAUUCUCGAUGUCUCGACGCGGAAUUGUAUUAUACGUUAAAGUUAACAGUUAAGGACACUGUGAUCAAAAUUAUAAAUUAUUGAGAGAUUAUUAAAUAUUGUAAGUACAUUCCUAAUGAAUAGAGCGUAUUAUCAUAAUGUUAUAAGAGUUUGUCCAUUGGUAACGCGAUGCCCGACAUCGCACC
Messenger RNA from Ostrinia furnacalis (Asian corn borer), 2739 nucleotides. RefSeq names its product protein distal antenna. Bases 370 to 1914 code for a protein of 514 amino acids. The record is from RefSeq and is a predicted model, not a curated record. Gene Ontology annotation, molecular function: DNA binding. The transcript is spliced from 2 exons. Lineage: Eukaryota; Metazoa; Arthropoda; Insecta; Lepidoptera; Crambidae.